AUGUAUUGCCCAUCUGCUCACACUUCUAAAGCAACCUCGGCUUCCCCCAAACAGCCAUGCACUCUUGGUGUAGAAUUGGAGUUUGUCGCUGUUGUUCCAGACAAUUCUGAGUUCACAGCCCAUGACACCGUCUGGGAAGUCCUCAGAAAGCCCAUCUCGCUUCCCUGCCCCUACAAUUGUCCACAAGGCCAUCACGAACUUAGACUUCCCGUUGACAACCAGCCACCUUCCUACUGGCAACACCAUGACGACGACAACGAGUACAACACCUGGGUCGUUGGCAGAGACUGCAGUGUCCGUCUUUCCGACGAUGAAAAGCCCUUCUACCCAAACGAGUCCGUUUCCAGCGAUGUCGAGCUCCAAUGCCGUAUUCUGGACUUCUUCAAUCCUACCCCUUGCCCUCACAAUCAAGCCUGGCCCUGUAAUGGUCAGCCUCUAACCUGGAACUGGCGUGAUGAAAUUACUACCAUGAUCAACGCUCUAAAGCAAGGUUUCAACAGACCUGGCUUCAGAGUCUUCGCCAACGGAACUUGCGGUCUUCAUCUCCACGUCGGUCGCCACGAUCUCGGAUUCAACCUCGACACCACAAAGAAUGUCAUGGGUAUGUUCACAGCCCUCGAACGCUGCUUCGACGCCAUCCUCCCCAUCGACAGAAUCGGCGCUUAUGAAGACGACCGUUUUCCUCUACCCUCUCUGAUCUCCGCUAACACUACUGCCAUACAGCCCUGGAUACCGUCCAAAGGUUUCAACUAUACCAGCCCCAUGUCAGUUCGCCAAUUCGAAAGCCUGGCCAAUAGUGUCAUGAUCGCCUACGACAAGAGCGAUGUCAGUGAUUUCACCAAUGCGGUUAAGUAUGGUGCUUCUAUUCCCAUGUGGAUUCAUCAUAUCUACUCUUGUCGUACGAUGGCUGAACUUUGUGAAUACAGUCAUCCCCAUCAAUCAAGUGUGAACCUCCAACAUCUGGCUCCCCAAAACAAUUCCCCAGGCGGUUGGCCAGGAUCGCUGCCAAAGAAGACGAUCGAGUUUCGAUUGCAUACUGGCACGCUAGAUGUGGUUGAGAUUUGCGCCUGGAUAGAUCUGUUGUGCAGACUUACUGUUUACUGCGAGAACACUUCUACCACAACUUUGACAGCUUGGAUUGAAACUCAGUGGGAUAAUGCUGAUGUCACUCUUGUUGACAUUGCUAGAUUGGUUAAUGCUGCUGACUCGACUAUUAGACACUAUACCUCCGUCCUGCUAACCCCUGACUAUGCGACCAAUUUCUUCAACACAGCUACUACCUCCCAAGCCCCGGAUAUUCUUACCCCUCUAACCACCCAGGUCGAAAGCACCCGUCUUUCCCAAACCUGCCGCUCUGGCAUCUCUGCUCGUAUAACACAAAAACUAAUCUCUGGUAGAUAUGGCCAAUUCCCCAACAGUUUCCUGAAAAAGGUUCUACCCGCAGAGCUGUUGGAAGGAAAUGAUGGCAGGUACCUGAGCAACGAGAUGGAAGAGGAACAAAUGGAAGCAUGGGCCAGUGAGAUUGAAGAAAGAGCUAGAUUCGCAAUAGACGAGAGACAAAGGUGGGAUAGCAGAAGAGGUGCUUCUACUUGUUUGAACAAUUUGUUCGACUAG
Molecule: messenger RNA, 1614 nt
Organism: Aureobasidium pullulans EXF-150
Lineage: Eukaryota; Fungi; Ascomycota; Dothideomycetes; Dothideales; Saccotheciaceae
Exons: 1
Coding region: 1-1614 (537 amino acids)
Molecular function (GO): catalytic activity
Source: RefSeq, a predicted model, not a curated record